Pyrenophora tritici-repentis Pt-1C-BFP is the source of this 1292-nucleotide messenger RNA. The record is from RefSeq and is a predicted model, not a curated record. Lineage: Eukaryota; Fungi; Ascomycota; Dothideomycetes; Pleosporales; Pleosporaceae.
AUGAAAGCCAUCAUUCUCGUCGGAGGGUUUGGAACUCGUCUGAGGCCUCUUACCCUCACACUCCCAAAGCCGCUCGUUGAGUUCGCGAACAAGCCCAUGAUCCAGCACCAGAUCGAGGCUCUCGCUGCUGCCGGUGUCACAGAUGUUGUCCUUGCUGUCAACUACCGCCCAGAGAUCAUGGCCGAGGCGCUCAAGGCCAACGUUCUGGGCAAGGACGACUCACCCUUCUUUGUCCUCAACGCCGACGUCACCUGCGACUACCCGUUCAAGCAACUCGCCGAGUUCCACAAGUCACAUGGUGAUGAGGGCACAAUUGUCGUCACCAAGGUCGAGGAGCCGUCCAAGUACGGUGUUGUUGUACACAAGCCUGGCCAUGCCUCCAAGAUCGACCGUUUCGUGGAGAAGCCCGUCGAGUUUGUUGGUAACCGCAUCAACGCCGGUAUCUACAUCAUGAACACAAGCGUUCUCAAGCGCAUUGAGCUCCGCCCGACUUCGAUUGAGCAGGAAACUUUCCCUGCCAUUGUCAAGGACGGUCUGCUACACUCAUUCGACCUCGAGGGUUUUUGGAUGGACGUUGGACAGCCCAAGGACUUCUUGACCGGUACCUGCCUGUACCUCUCAUCAUUGGCACGCAAGAACUCCAAGCUUCUGACAUCACCAUCUGAGCCCUACGUCUACGGUGGAAACGUCUUGAUCGACCCCUCAGCCAAGAUCGGCAAGAACUGCCGCAUUGGCCCCAACGUCACUAUUGGACCUGACGUUGUUAUCGGCGAUGGUGUCCGCCUGCAGCGAUGCGUGCUCCUCAAGAACAGCCGUGUCAAGGACCACGCCUGGAUUAAGUCGACUAUUGUUGGCUGGAACAGCACCGUUGGCAAGUGGGCCCGUCUCGAGAAUGUCACUGUUCUUGGUGACGAUGUCUCUAUCGGUGAUGAAGUCUACGUCAACGGUGGCUCCGUUCUGCCUCACAAGUCCAUCAAACAGAACGUCGACACUCCUUCAAUCAUCAUGUAAACUCCAAGAUACCCGAUCGGACGAUGCCGACCUCUACACUUUUUAAUCAACGUGUAUCUUCUUGUAUAUUCUGCAUACCAUCCGCACAUUGGGUGUUGGUGUUUUCAUGGGCGUCUUCGUUUGCGCAUGGGGUCAGGAAAAGCGACUGGGCAUGGUUGGGAUGCUUUGGUCUUUGGUUCAGCGGAUUGCAUUCACACAUGUCUAGAGACGGCAGUGAUGAAGUGAAAAUGCAUAUACUAUGGUCAUGUACGAAAGCCCCUUUGGAAAUCUACAUUCAACUC